GCUUCAUCCUUUCCGGGAUUAUAGAGCAUCCAGUUACCAAAACAGAUGUGACCUUCAAAGUAGAGCAAGGACAAGAGCUAUGGAAGGUAGAAAAAGAGAAUCUAUGUUGCAGUUAUACAGUUGUCUGCCUACUUGAUGAGCUAGAGAAAAAGAAAGGAAACAAAGAAGGUUUUGAACCAGGAUACGUUUACCCUCCUGAAAACAUCAACAAGGAAGUCCAAAACUGGAGCAUGAGUAGUAUUUCUUCAAGACAAAAACAACAUAAAGGGAAUCAAAUGGAAAUACUUUGCAAUCUGAUUUAUGCUUCCUUAAUUAAAAAUGAUGUGAGCAAAAAGGAACAGAGAUGGGGCUCCAAAACCCUGCAAGGGUCCAGGCACCAGGAACACAUCAACAUAUACAAGAUAAGAGAAAACGUCUUUCAAGAACAUCACACUCUCAAGGAGAAGGAACUUCAAACAGGACCAAAAGCCUCCCAUGGCUAUGGAGGGAAAUUCUGCGUGGAACAGUACAGCAUGGACAAAGAACAAGCCAAAGCCAAAAAGAAAACAUCCACUGAGUCCCCCACUCCUCAUCCAGCUGAGGAGAGGCAGCUUUCCAGCCCCAUCUAUGAGGAUGCAGCCUCCUUGAACGCAGAGGUGAGCCACAGAGGUCCUUCAAGUGAAAGUGAGCCCGAGCGUGUGUACAGUGCAGAGGCCACAAACUACCUUCCCACAGGCCAGCAGUUAGCAGAGCCUGGGCUAUGAUCCGGAAGCCAUGUAGGACACCAGCAAGGCCUCUGGCCACUACCAAGCAGAAGAGAACACCUAUGACGAGUAUGAGAACGACCUGGGCAUCACAGCCAUCGCACUCUAGGACUACCAGGCUGCGCGUGGUGACGAAAUCUCCUUUGACCCUGAUGACAUCAUCAGCAACAUAGAAAUGAUGCAUGAGGAAGGCUGGCAGCGCAGCGUGUGCAAGCGCCUGUACGGGCUCUUCCCGGCCAACUAUGUGGAGAUGUGGCAGUAGGCGGCCCGCCUGCCCUGCGGGCCUGUACAGAAUCACACUUCAGAUCAUGCCUUUGCUGGUUUGGGGUUUUGGGUUUGUAUUUUUUGUUCUGUUUUCUGAGGGUGAGGAGGGAAAUAUACAUAUUGAUUUUAUAUUUAAUACUUCUACUGAUGCUUUUGAAAAUGUUGAUGCCACAGAAUGUGCUAAUAAAUUGUAAUCAUGUUCCCUAGGA
Molecule: messenger RNA, 1216 nt
Organism: Cavia porcellus (domestic guinea pig)
Lineage: Eukaryota; Metazoa; Chordata; Mammalia; Rodentia; Caviidae
Product: src substrate cortactin-like
Exons: 9
Coding region: 231-743 (170 amino acids)
Source: RefSeq, a predicted model, not a curated record